This is a messenger RNA of Acytostelium subglobosum LB1, 2451 nucleotides long. RefSeq lists its product as hypothetical. Gene Ontology annotation, cellular component: mitochondrial matrix. The transcript has 5 exons. Gene Ontology annotation, molecular function: serine-type endopeptidase activity; ATP hydrolysis activity; single-stranded DNA binding. The record is from RefSeq and is a predicted model, not a curated record. Bases 1 to 2451 code for a protein of 816 amino acids. NCBI's taxonomy places the organism in Eukaryota, Evosea, Eumycetozoa, Acytosteliales, Acytosteliaceae. Gene Ontology annotation, biological process: protein catabolic process; chaperone-mediated protein complex assembly; mitochondrion organization.
AUGCUGAUACCAAAUGCAUCGGGAAAGAUCUUUGUCGGAUUGUUCUUGGUGAAGGAGGAGCAUCGCUCUGAUAUCCCGGCCGAUAUGCCACUCGAUCACAACACACUGGACAAGGUACAUCCCAUUGGAGUGCUGGCGCAGAUCUCCUCCACGGUGUUUGGCUAUCACUACUUUGAAGUGAAGCAGCGCAUUCGCAUCGUCGACACGGCCGAGUCGCUGCUGGCCGAGGGCGCCGCACGCCGGGUCAGGUACUUCUUCAAGAUCGAGGAGUUCCAUCCCAGUCCAACGACAGCCGCCGCCACCACCUCAGGGUCAGGUGCAGCAGGUGCAGUAGCAGGUUCAAACGCCGGCACCGUGGUCGAGGGUGAUGCGCUCACCGCUCAGAUCGAGGCCAAGAUGCAACAGAUUGGCACAACAGUGAAGAAGUUCAACUCAUUAUAUCCAGAGAGCUACAAGAGUAAUCUUUCAAUUGAUUAUGACAAACAUAUUGCACCGGUCAAGGAUGCCGAAGUGUUCAUCUCAUCGAUCGUCAACUACUUUGGACUCAACUAUCCCAAGAGAUGUCAAGAGAUACUCGAGACUCCAUCCAUUCUCCAACGUCUAGACCUAGUCCACAACAUGCUCAAGAGUGAAGAGAACCUAUUACAGAUACAACAAGGUAUCUAUUCAGAUAUUGAGAGUGCCAAGGUUGUGUCUCAGAAGAAGUUGUUCUUGAAUGAGCAAUUGAAGUCGAUCAAGAAACAACUUGGAGUCGAGUUUGAUGAGAAGGAGUUGGUCGUCCAGAAGUACACAAAGAGGCUAGCCAAGCUCACUUUAAACGACACGACAAAGAAGAUCAUCGAGGAUGAGAUAAGCAAGCUAUCAACUAUCGAUCCAUCAUCAAUGGAGUAUAACUCAUCGAGGAAUUACUUGGACUGGUUGACUAAUCUCCCUUGGGGAGUGUACUCACCAGAGUUCUUUGAUUUGAAGUACUCAAGGGAGACUUUGGAUCAGGAUCAUUAUGGUUUGACAGAUAUCAAGCAACGUAUAUUGGAGUUCAUCUCGGUUGGACAUCUAAAGGGCACGGUACAGGGCAAGAUCAUAUGUUUUGUCGGUCCACCAGGCACUGGAAAGACCUCCAUUGGCAAGUCCAUUGCAAGAUGUCUGAAACGACAAUUCUACAGAUUCUCUGUCGGUGGUCUAUUCGAUGAGAGUGAGAUCAAAGGACAUCGUAGGACCUACAUCGGAUCAAUGCCUGGCAAACUAAUCCAAUGCAUGAAGACCGUUCAAACAUCAAACCCAGUCAUUGUCAUCGAUGAGAUUGACAAGAUUGGAAAGAGAAAUGGUGAUCCAUCAUCAGCAUUGUUGGAGGUGUUGGAUCCUGAGCAGAAUCAUUCAUUCAUGGAUCACUACUUGGAUGUACCUUAUGAUUUGUCUAGAGUGUUGUUCAUUUGCACAGCCAACACAGAUCAGACUAUUCCUGGUCCACUGUUUGAUCGUAUGGAGGUGAUCUAUCUCUCUGGCUACGUAGAGGAAGAGCAGAUACAAAUUGUCAAGAACUACGUUAUUCCCAAGACAUUGGAGGACUGUGGCAUCAGGAAGGAGCAGUUGACAAUCACCGAGGACGUGAUCAAACAGUUGGUCAAGUUCUACAGUCGAGAGGUUGGUAUCAGAGAGCUGGAGCGUCUGGUCGAGAAGAUUGCGAGAAAGUCUGCACUGGAGCUGGUCAACGGCUCGCCAAACAUUGUCAUUGAUGAGAAGAACCUCGUGGACUACCUAGGCAUACCAACAUACGCCUCGGAUAGGUACUACGAGGUCACGCCAAUCGGUGUGGUCAAUGGCCUGGCGUGGUCGGCCAGAGGAGGAUCGACAUUGUACAUUGAAACUAUAGCAGAGAAGAACAGCGGUGGUGCACCUCGUCUGAGGACCACAGGCAAGCUCGGUGAUGUCAUGACCGAGAGCACCAACAUUGCCUACACAUAUGCCAAGAACUUCCUCUACCAAAUCGACCCAACCAACGAGUUCUUUGAGAAGAACUCAUUACAUAUGCAUGCACCUCAAGGAGGCAUACCAAAGGAUGGUCCAUCGGCUGGUGUCACGAUGGUCACUUCUUUGUUGUCAUUGGCAAUGAACACACCGGUUGUGAACAAUCUGGGCAUGACUGGUGAGAUCACAAUCACUGGCAAGGUGUACACUAUUGGUGGUGUAAAGGAGAAGACCAUCGCAGCCAAGCGAUCAGGCCUCAAAGGUAUCAUCAUACCACUCAACAACAAGAUCGACUUUGAAGAGUUGCCAGACUACAUCAAACAGGGCAUCGACAUCAAGUAUGCAUCAGAGUAUCGCGAUGUCUUUGAGAUUGCAUUCCCAGACAAGGCUCAUAUGUUGCAACCAAAAGGACAGGACAGCACAACCAAUCAAUCACAACGGCAGUCGGAGCAGCAACAGUCAACGACGAAGGAAACAGACAACUAA